AAAGAUUCAAUUCUGACCGCUAAGUGGAUUGUGCGCGAAUAUGAAAUACUUAAUAUUCGAGAUUCUGCUUGUGGCGUUGCUCAGCGUCCUCGCGGCGGAAGCAGUUCCAGAACCACGCCCCAUGCUGCAGCACAGAGGUGGCCCCAGGGGAUUCAACAAGGAACAGCACAACGAAAGACAUCAACAAAGAUCCGAACACGAAGAGAAGCGAGAACACAGGGAGUUCCAUGAACAAAAACAAGAACACCAAGAGAGGCAUGAAGGACAUAGAGAAUUCAAAAAUGAAAAUCACGAAGAGCAUCGUGAAUUCAGACAACAAAACGAACAACAUAGAGAAUUCAAAAAUGAACAUCACGAGCAACAUAGAGAAGUAAACAAUCAACAUCUUGAACAAAACGAACACCAUGAAUUCAAACAACAAAAUCACCAACAUAGAGAAUUCAAAAAUGAACAUCGCGAACAACAUGAAGAAUUCAAAAACGAACAUCACGAAAAACAUAGAGAACAAAACGAACAUCGUGAAUUCAGACAACAAAAUCAACGUAGAGAAUUUAAAAAUGAUCAUCGCGAGGAACAUAAACAAAGUAGAGAAGAGAAGAGGACAGAGAUACAGCAGAAUCACCAAGGGAAGAAAGAAAAGGUUAUACGUAAAGUAAAGAACUUUUUAGAGAAAUUGUUUGGAAAGAGAGAUAACAACGACAGCAAUCAACUCAUGUUUGAGCUGACAGGCACUCGUGAUCAAGACGAAGCAUACGAAUAUGCGUCGAAUGUCACUGGUAUUACGGAUCUCGACCAGCUCAUAAAAUUCGUCAUGUUGGCGAAAGGAUCAAGAGAUUGGCAGUUCACCAUUGACUUCCUUAAGAAACUGGAAGGAACCGCAAAACUUGAAGUCAUUGUUCGUAUUAUUCGAGCGAUCACCAACGAACAAGAUCUCUUCAAGGCCUAUGAAGUGUUGGAGGAGAUGACAGGUCAUGGAAACUUCGAUGGCAUCUGGGAGGUGCUGCAGUGGAUAUCUGGUCGCAAGACCGCGCAUGAAGUCGUCGAUUUCUUCAGACAUUUGCUUCACGGAAAAGGUGGAGUAGCGGGGGUGAUUCUGCAGAUCCAAAAACUGACAGCUGGGGCCGGUGCAUCAGAAUUUCCACGAGUGUUCAAAGAUCUGAUGCAAGAAAAUGAUUUACAAGGAGCUUUCAAUUUGCUUAUAUCUAGCACCAGAAGUAGAGACAUUGGUCAAGCUAUGAAAGUGCUCUUAGAUAUAAUGCACAGUACGUCAGUCUCCAAAGCCAUCGAGCUGAUCAAGAAGAUCACAGGACAGGAACAACUCAAAUACGCCAUUGAAGACUUGUUACAUCAAGCAAACGAGCUGAACUUGGCUGAUGUGAUGAAAGAUCUGUACCGUGUAACACAGGAGAAUGACAUAGAGAAGGUGGUACAACAGCUAAUCUCCGUUUUUGGUUUACCUGAUAUUAUUAGCGUGUUGAAGAAAAUCAAUGAGAUCACAAAACGUCAAAACGCCAUAUCCUUCAUCGACUUCCUGAGGGAAACCACGAAGACCAAGAGCAUCCAAGAAGCCAGCAUUAUCAUCAGGAGUCUAACCAAAAAGAAGCUGACGUUCUUACAAGUCUUGGAGCAGCUCCGCACCAAGUCUGGCCAUGAGGACGCUAGGGACUUCUACCGGAAGCUCAUCUCCUUUACCGGCGCCUCGUCUCUGUCAGAAGCUUUGGAAGUAUACAGAGAAACAACAGGAGAAGAAGAUAUCCUGGACCUGUUCGACCGCAUGAACAAGUACACUAAGGUCACAGAUGACGUCAUCGUCUUCAUAGAGACCAUCCUCCGUAUCACAAACACCACCAACCUUCGAGUAGCCACCAACAAACUCAAGAAGCUCACUGAACAGACCAAUUUCUUCGAAUGUAUUGAAACUAUCUACUCCAUCGUCCGAACUGACCUCAUCAAAUUCUUUGACACCCUGAUCACCAUUAGCAAACGAUUCGUAUUUGAAGAGGUCAUCAGCAUAAUUGAAAAGUAUACCAAUGCAAAGAAUUUCAUUGCUGCGUUGAAGAAAUUGAGAGAAGCAACUGGUGAAAAAGAUAUCAUAAAGGCUAUCGAGCACAUCAGAGAGAAUAAACCGAGGGUGACCACGACGACCACGACCACAACGACCACGACGACACAGAAACCAGUCACCGAGCUGGAACAGCAGCUCAUAGAAAUCUUCGGAGUGGAAACCCUGCAAGAGCUCCUGGUUGUGCUGCGUACUAUCUUCAAUACUCAAACGAAAGAUGUGGUGACCGAAGUCGUGCAAAUAAUAUCGAAGAUCACGAAGACCAACAUAACGUCCUUCCUGCAGUACAUCAUCCAAAUUACUGGAACCAGCAACUUCCAGGAAGCUGUCACCAUCAUCAAGCAAAGCACCCAGCAGAAACUGACGGUGGUGGAAAUUUGGACUCGUAUUCUUCAAGAGUCUGGUCAAGAAGAUGUACAAGACUUCCACAAAAACAUCCUGAUCAUCACCGGAGCUAAGAGCAUAACUGAAGCGUUUAACAUUCUUGCCAAAACAUAUGGCAAUACAGACAUCAUCGUGAUUCUUCAAACUCUUCACAAGUUCACCAAGAACCAGGACAUCAUCAGCUUCCAGCUGAACCUGCUGAAGCUGACCAACAGCAGCAACUUGACUGAACUCACACAGAAGUUCACCAAAUUGACCAGGUCCAAGACUCUCAUACAAUCCUUCACUGUUAUCUACGAAAUAAUAGAAAUUGACAUCGAAGUUUUUAUUUCAUACAUCAUCACGAUCUCUGAAGAUUUCGAAGAGGUGAUCACAAUCAUCAUUGAGUACACAAAAACAACUGAUUUCGUACAAGCUCUGAAGACACUGAAGAAGGCUACAGGAGAAAAUACAAUAAUUGAAGCGAUCAAACACAUCCAGCAGAAGAAACCCAGUACAUUCACGACGACCACGACCACAACGACGACCACGACGACACAGAAACCAGUCACCGAGUUGGAACAGCAGCUCAUAGAAAUCUUCGGUGUGGAAACCCUGGAAGAACUACUGGUUGUGCUGCGUAGGAUCUUCAGUACUCAGACGAAAGAUGUGGUGACCGAAGUCGUGCAAAUAAUAUCGAAGAUCACGAAGACCAACAUAACGUCCUUCCUGCAGUACAUCAUCCAAAUUACUGGAACCAACAACUUCCAGGAAGCUGUCACCAUCAUCAGGCAAUGCACCCAGCAGAAACUGACGUUGGUGGAAAUUUGGAUUCGUAUUCUGCUGGUAUCUGGCUGCGAAGAUAUACAAGAGUUCUACAAGAACAUGCUCAUCAUUACAGGAGUGAAGAACCUAACUGAAGCGUACUCAGUUCUUGUGAAAACAUAUGGAAACUCAGACAUCAUCGUGACUCUUCAAACACUUCACAAGUUCACCAAGAACCAGGACAUCAUCAGCUUCCAGCUGAACCUCCUCAAGCUGACCAACAGCAGCAACUUGACCGAACUCACACAGAAGUUCACCAAAUUGACCAGGUCCAAGACUCUCAUACAAUCACUCACUGUUAUCUACGAUAUAACAGAAAUCGACAUCGAAGUGUUCAUUACAUACCUAACAACGAUUUCUGAAGAUUUCGAAGAAGUGAUCACGGUUAUCAUAGAAUACACUAAAACAACUAAUUUCGUACAAGCGCUGAAGACACUGAAGAAGGCUACAGGAGGAAAAACAAUAAUUGAAGCGAUCAAACACAUCCAACAGAAGAAACCCAGUACAUUCACGACGACCACGACGACCACGACCACGGCCAAGCCGCUGAGCGAGACAGAACAACAACUGAUCACGAUCACACAGACAAACUCUGCGGAGGAGAUGCAACAAGUGAUUGUCACCAUUUUCCAAACCGAAUCCGUGGAUCAAACUCUACAAAUACUCCAAUCAAUCACGAACAAGAAGAACAACAAGGAUGUGAUAUCGUUCCUGAAAUUCCUGCUGAAGAUAACGGGCACCACCACGCUGCAACAGGCGGUCAACAUCCUCAAGAAGACCACCACACAACAAAUUUCCGUGUUGGAGUUGCUGAAGCGCAUGAUACAAGUGUCCGGGCAUGAAGACAUCGAGGACAUCUACACACAACUCGUCAAGUUGGCCGCCGGAGCUAAAAAUUUGGCUGAGGCGCAUGAAAUAUGGGUUGAGAAUGACGGCAUGUCAGAUACCCUGCAAGCGUUCCAAUUCCUGCGUCAACUGACGGACCAAGAGGACAUGAUCGUGUUUCUGCAGACCCUCAUGAAAACAGCUAACGUCAAAGACAUCGCACGACUCACCGCUGUCUACAGACAACUCGUAGGAGAUGACAAGCUUAAUGCAGCUCAAGUACUUGUAGUUAUCUACAAAAUUGUGAAAGUUGAUCUCUACGAGUUCUUCAGGACUAUGACGGAAAUCAACAGAGAGUUCUUCAAGUCUGUGCAAACCAUCAUAAAAUACACACAAACUAAAGACUUCAUCAGCGCUCUAAAGAGACUGCCAGAAGCUACAGGCGAACAAGACGUGAUCGCAGCUCUGCGACACAUUGCACAAAACAAACCGAAUGCGUUCACGACGACCACGACCACGGCCAAGCCGCUGAGCGAGACAGAACAACAACUGAUCAUGAUCACACAGACAAACUCUGUGGAGGAGAUGCAACAAGUGAUUGUCACCAUUUUCGAAACCGAAUCCGUGGAUCAAACUCUACAAAUACUCCAAUCAAUCACGAACAAGAAGAACAACAAGAAUGUGAUAUCGUUCCUGAAAUUCCUGCUGAAUAUCACGGGCACCACCACGCUGCAACAGGCGGUCAACAUCCUCAAGAAGACCACCACACAACAAAUCUCUGUGUUGGAGCUGCUGCAACACAUGAUACAAUUGUCCGGACACGAAGACAUCCAGGACACCUACACACAACUCGUCAAGUUGGCCGGAGCCAAAACUUUGGCAGAGUCACAUCCUACUUGGGUUAAGUUUGACGGCAUUGAAGAUAUCUUGGAAGCGCUGCAGUUUCUCCGUAAGCUGACGCAACAAGAGGACUUGAUCGUGUUCCUGCAGACCCUCAUGAGUACAGCUAAUGUCAAAGACAUCGGUCAACUCACCACUGUUUACCGUCAACUCGUAGGAGAUGACGAAGCUAGUGCAUUCCAAGUACUUCAAACGAUAUACAAUAUUGUUCAAGUCGAUCUAUAUGUAUUCUUCAAGACUAUCGUCACAAUCAACAGAGAGUUCUUCAAGUCUGUGCAAAUCAUCGUUAAAUACACACGAACUGAAGACUUCAUCAGCGCACUAAAGAGACUGCCAGAAGCGACAGGCGAACAGGACGUGAUCGCAGCUCUGCGACACAUUGCACAGAAUAAACCGAAUGCGUUCACGACGACCACGACCACGGCCAAGCCGCUGAGCGAGACAGAGCAACAUCUGAUCAUAAUUACCAAAGUCACAACUAUUGUUGAAGUCAGGAAGGUAUUCCAAGAAAUCUUCGGUAGCGAUGACAUCGAGCAAGUCCUGCAAGAUAUCACAGAGAUCACUAAGCAAGAUGCGUUGACUUUCUUCGAGUUCCUGUUGAAAAUCACCAAAACCACCACUCUCCAGGAGGCGACUGAAGUGAUCAAGGCAACCACUGAACAAACACUCACUGUCCUGGAGAUAUUGAGGAAGACCUCAAUAGAGAGCGGACACGACAACUUGCAAGAUUUCUACAUCAAAUUGGUACAAUUCGCUGGAGUACAAACUCUACAAGAAAUAUUUGCUGUAUACAACAAGUUAACCGGUGCUUCCGAUAUCUUCAACUUCAUCAGCCUGCUGACGAAAUACACGAAGACCAAGGAUGUGGUGACAGUCCUCACCACCAUACUGCGGGUGACUCACUCCAAAACUAUAGGGGAGGCGACACGGAUUCUCGCUAAGAUCACCAAUACCCAGGAUCUUAUUCAGGCGUUCGUUGUAAUUAACGGCGUUACUAAAAUCGAUAUCGUUACAUUCUUCCGUAUAAUCGAAACGUUCGAUUAUAAAGACUUCAUGGAGAUUGUUCGCAUCAUUGAGAAGUACACAGAUACGCAAGAUUUCAUCGAGGCAUUGAAGAAAAUAACCGUUUUUACUCGUCAGAAAGAUGCAAUCAAGGCCAUCCUACAAAUACGCGACAGUUGCACCAGAUCCAGAGACGGCAAAAUCAUCAUCAUCAAGAAAUCAGGAACCAAAACAGAAACACGAGAACAAACUAGAACCGAAACAAGUAAUUCAAAACAAACUAUCAAAACAGAAAACCAGCAAUCAAACCAACCACAACAACCAACUGGGCAACCCCGACAACCCAGCAGACAACCUCAGCAACCAAAUGAGAAACCAAAACAACCAACUGAACAACCUCAGCAACCCACUGACCAACUGACACAACCAAGGGACCAACCCCAACAACCAAAUAACCAACCUCACCAACCAAAUAACCAAUCUGAACAACCAAAUAAGAAACCACAACAACCUAAUGAUCAACCUCACCAACCAAAUAACCAACCUCAACACCCAAAUGACCAACCUCAACAACCAAAAGACCAACCUCAACAACCACAUAACCAACCUCAACAACCAAAUAAUGAAUCUCAACAACCAGGGCAACCAACUGACAAACCAAAUGGCCAACCAGAACAGCCUAAUGACCGACCUCACCAACCUGAACAACCAAAUAAGAAACCACAACAACCAACUGCACAACCUAAGCAACCCACUGACCAACCAGAACAACCAAAUAACCAAUCCCAACAACCAAAUAACCAACCUGAACACCCUACUGACCAACCGGAACAACCAAACAACCAACCGGAACAACCAAACAACCAACCUCAACAACGAGGGCAACCAACUGACAAACCAAAACAACCAAAUGACCAACCAGAACAGCCUAAUGACCAAUCUCACCAACCAAAUAACCAACCUCAACAACCAAAUAUUCAGCCUCAACAACCAAAUAACCAACCUCAACAACCAAAUAACCAACCUCAACAACCAAAUAACCAACCUCAACAACCAAAUGACCAACCUCAACAACCAGAGCAACCGACUGGCAAACCAGAACAACCAAAUGACCAACCUCAACAUCCAACUGGCCAACCUCAACAACCUACUGACCAACCGGAACAACCACAUAACCAACCUCAACAACCAAAUAUUCAGCCUCAACAACCAAAUAACCAACCUCAACAACCAAAUAACCAACCUCAACAACCAAAUAACCAACCUCAACAACCAAAUGACCAACCUCAACAACCAAAGCAACCGACUGGCAAACCAGAACAACCAAAUGACCAACCUCAACAUCCAACUGGCCAACCUCAACAACCUACUGACCAACCGGAACAACCUACUGACCAACCGGAACAACCAAAUAAGCAACCUCAACAACCAAAUAACCAACCUCAACAACCAAAUGACCAACCUCAACAACCAAAUGACGAACCUCAACAACCAGAGCAACCGACUGGCAAACCAGAACAACCAAAUGACCAACCACAGCAACCAACUGACCAACCUCAACAUCCAACUGACCAACCUCAACAACCUACUGACCAACGGGAACAACCAAAUAAGCAACCUCAACAACCAAAGGGCCAACCAGAACAACCAAAUGACCAACCUCAACAACCAGAGCAACCGACUGGCAAACCAGAACAACCAAAUAACCAACCACAGCAACCAACUGACCAACCUCAACAACCAAAUAACCAACCUCAACAACCAAAUGACCAACCUCAACAACCAGAGCAACCGACUGGCAAACCAGAACAACCAAAUGGCCAACCUCAACAACCUACUGACCAACCGGAACAACCAAAUAAGCAACCUCAACAACCAAAUAACGAAAAGGGCCAACCAGAACAACCAAAUUACCAACCUCAACAACCAACUGACCAACCAGAACGACCAACCGGCAGGCCUCGCAGACAAAAAGGACACCAUCAGACAAUCGAAAUCAUAAGGAAAUCCAAAAACAAUCAACACACGUCAACAACAAAUCAAGAAAACUCUUCAACAACAGAAAAUACGGAAAGUGAAACGCAAUGGAGCAAGGACAGCAAGACUCCAAGACCUGGUCGUGGAACUCCGCCAACGCGACAACCGCAGCCACUGCCAAAGAAGGGAGGGAAACUCAACAUCCAACAUGGGAGACAUGAAAUCAUUCGCGGUGUUGAAACCACAAUGAAGAUGAAGUUCCUGGUGGUUCCUCAUGGUGAGAAGGGCAAGAACUGCUUCUGUUCGUGCGACAGCACUGCUGCUCCCAAACUGGUACCGCUUGCAGACCUCCAAGAGCUAGACUCCUUUGGGAAAGAAAACUAAUUAACUCUACUCGUGUUAUCAGAUCAAAAUCAAAUCAAAUCAAAUUCUUUAUUCAGGCAACUAGGCCGACACAUUGCAUUUUAUUACAUUAAAUAAAAUAUAUAAAAAAAAUAAUUAACAUAAACUGGUUAGUAACUCGAACUGUCACCAAUGUUAAGGUGAUGAGCUGGCAUGCUCUCAUCCACCUCUCCAGCAGCGGCGAGUCCCACCGCUCAGACAUUGCGCCCAGGAUACCGUUAGUGCUGCCACGAAACCGGUUCAGCGGUUAUUAAUCCGACCCGAAAUAUUAUGCAUUUUCAGAGAAAUAACCAAAUGUAUAGUGUGAAAAUAAAUCCGUUGAUUAGUUUACAGUG
Molecule: messenger RNA, 8691 nt
Organism: Pectinophora gossypiella (pink bollworm)
Lineage: Eukaryota; Metazoa; Arthropoda; Insecta; Lepidoptera; Gelechiidae
Exons: 66
Coding region: 41-8338 (2765 amino acids)
Biological process (GO): positive regulation of DNA-templated transcription
Cellular component (GO): SWI/SNF complex
Source: RefSeq, a predicted model, not a curated record